AUGUACUCAGCAAAUAGAUCUCAUCGCGCUGAAACAAGAAAUCGCUCAAAAGAUGAACUCCGAAAGGUUAUCAACUCAUUGGAAAAAGUUCGUCGGUGGGAAAAGAAGUUAGUUCUUAUCAAGGACACAAAUAUUCGGAUCUACAAAUGGGUUCCGGUGAGCGCUCAAAACAUAAUGGCUCCUCCAAAGAUCAAGGAAGUCAAAGAAGUGGAUGAGGAGAGCAAUCAAGUCCCAUCUGCUGAGAAUUCCCAGGAUUCCACCAGCGUUACCCAACCACCACCACAAUUCGAUAUCAACGAAGAUUCCAAUUUUUCCACUGGCGAUCACUUUGAUAGUGACUCCAAUCAAACUUUCGAGCCACAAAACUAUCAAGGUGGAGCCACUGGUUCAACGGAUUUCAGUUCGAUGCGCGACGCUGAAAUGACAUCAAAACAACCAUAAAAUCUUUAUCUAAUGAUCUCUAAUCUGUACUCAUUUUGAUUUCAUGUUGUAUCAUAUAAUCCUGAUUCAUUCCGAACUUUAUCUCAUUAAUUCAAAAAUUUUCAUGUUUCAUCACAUUUAUUUUUAAUAAUUUUUUGUAUUCACCAGUUAAAAUAACAAGUUAAAACUUUAAAUAAAACCCAUUUCAGUGCU
Molecule: messenger RNA, 633 nt
Organism: Caenorhabditis elegans
Lineage: Eukaryota; Metazoa; Nematoda; Chromadorea; Rhabditida; Rhabditidae
Gene: bcl-7
Product: BCL7-like protein
Exons: 3
Coding region: 1-441 (146 amino acids)
Cellular component (GO): nucleus
Source: RefSeq, marked reviewed